AUUCACGUUGUUAAUUUCAAGUCUUGUAAAUUUCAUUUUUGUUCAGUCCGCACAUCCGAUUUUAAUUCAAACUUUACGAAAUUUAUAAGAGAGCACAUCAACCGUGGCACGCUAACUCGCCUUUUGUAUCCAUUCAGUUGGGUGGUUAAAUAAAAUAAACUACAAAUUCAAUUUAAAGUGAAAGUAAUGCCGUUUUUCGUUUCUUUUCAUUCAAUAAAUUACCAAGUAUCUCAACUUUACGAGUUCAUUGUAUGUUAACUACUCGUGUGUGUGUGUGUAGCCAUUUCAAUUGGAUGCGAGUAAAACCGACGAAAAAUAUUCAAAAAUUUGUUGCAAGUUCAUAGAAGUUUGCAUAGAAUUGGGAAACAAAGAGAAAAUUUAUCAUCUCCAAUAAGUGGCCUGUCAUCGUUUUUUUUUUGCUGGCCAAUUUCUUUUGUGCAACAAAAGAAACAGCAUCCUCAGCAGCCGCAGAAGUUAACAUCAUCAUUAGAUUACAUUAUAACUCUAUAAUCGUUGAAGAUCAGCAGUUGUGCUUGAAUUUGCAGUUCAAAUCGGCCGUUUUGUACGCGAAACAAAACACACAUAAUAACAAUCCGAUACUGACAUGUAUAUGAUACCGGAUGAUGAUUACGAUACGUCCAUUAAGCAUGCAAUGCUCCAUGCUGAUCUCAGUCAAAUUUACGAUAUGUCGAAAGAAAAGAGAAAUUUGAUUCUGCCGUAUGAGGAUCGUCAGAAGAUUAUACGUGAUAAGAAACGUGCAGAACGUGCUCAACUCAACUCGGCCGAUGGAGAUACGGGUGAAUUUCAUGAUCAAUUCUAUCGAGACCAUAAGCUAUUGUUGGUACUUUUUCGCGCGCUCGCUGUAAUGCCUAUCACUCGAUCAUCGCCCGGAAGAGUGACAUUCAGCUGGAAAUCGUUGGCCACAAUUUAUGCCAUCUUCUUCUACAUCGGAAUGACAGUUGUCGUAUUCUAUGUGGGCAGAGAGCGUAUUCGCAUACUUGGCGAAACGAAGCGAUUCGAUGAGAAAAUUUAUGCUUACAUUUUUGUCAUAUUUUUGGUGCCACAUUUUUGGAUACCGUUCGUCGGUUGGGGUGUGGCGAAAGAAGUUGCCGUUUACAAAACAAUGUGGGCUUCUUUUCAGGUUCGAUAUUAUCGGGUAACGGGACGAAAUUUGGUAUUUCCACGAUUGAAAAUGUUACUGUACUUCAUAUCAAUUGGAUGCUUAUUGUGCGCUCUCUUAUUUUUGAUGUCGCUAAGUGCAUUGCUUGAAGGCUUUUUACUCUGGCAUACAUCGGCUUAUUUUCAUAUCAUAACAAUGAUUAAUAUGAAUUGCGCCUUAUGGUAUAUCAAUUGCCGCGGGAUUAAGGAAGCAUCAAAGAGUCUUUCGAAUACUUUCAAAGAGGAUUUGAAUGAGGAUAUUAAUGCGUUCAUAAUAUCGCAAUAUCGUUAUCUGUGGCUGAAUUUGAGUGAGCUCUUGCAGGCGCUGGGAAAUGCAUAUGCACGUACUUACUCCACGUAUUGCUUGUUCAUGUUUGUCAACAUCACAAUUGCAGUUUAUGGAGCGGUUUCCGAGAUAUUCGAUCACGGAUUUAGAUUUUCCUUUAAAGAAAUGGGCCUCUUAGUCGACGCAACGUAUUGUUCAAUACUGCUGUUUGUGUUCUGCGACUGUUCGCAUAAAUCAACUUUAACGGUUGCUCAAGGUGUACAGGACACACUACUUUCAGUUAAUUUAUUCAAUGUUGAUUUGCCAACGCAAAAAGAGAUUGAUUUAUUCAUUCAGGCAAUCGAAAUGAAUCCAGCAGUGGUUUCGCUCAAGGGCUAUGCUGAUGUAAAUCGCGAACUGUUGUCAUCGUCAAUUGCAACGAUUACAAUUUAUUUGAUCGUCCUGUUGCAAUUCAAACUGUCGCUAGUCACUCAACAGCUGCCGACGUCCCUGCAGGCGCAUAUCGCAGCACACUCGUAAAAUCUACACGAAAAUGUGACCAACCAAGAUUUGGUUCCAGUUGGAUUCACUUCAAUAAA
This is a messenger RNA of Sitodiplosis mosellana (orange wheat blossom midge), 2022 nucleotides long. Its product is annotated as gustatory and odorant receptor 22-like. Lineage: Eukaryota; Metazoa; Arthropoda; Insecta; Diptera; Cecidomyiidae. Gene Ontology annotation, biological process: sensory perception of taste. The record is from RefSeq and is a predicted model, not a curated record. The coding region runs from base 605 to 1963 and encodes 452 amino acids. Gene Ontology annotation, cellular component: dendrite; neuronal cell body; membrane. The transcript is spliced from 12 exons.